Messenger RNA from Capronia epimyces CBS 606.96, 1095 nucleotides. RefSeq lists its product as uncharacterized. Lineage: Eukaryota; Fungi; Ascomycota; Eurotiomycetes; Chaetothyriales; Herpotrichiellaceae. The transcript is spliced from 2 exons. The coding region runs from base 1 to 1095 and encodes 364 amino acids. The record is from RefSeq and is a predicted model, not a curated record.
AUGUCUCAAGAAUUCGAUAUCAAGCCCGAGCUCGGCCUCGCCGUCGGCCGAUUCCUGUAUUCCCAAUUCUUCCGCACGCCGCCGCCUCCAUCCCAGUCAUUCGCCAACCAGACGGUCAUCGUGACGGGGUCCAACGUCGGCCUGGGCUUCGAAGCCGCCCGUCACUUCUACCGACUCAACUGCGCCCAGCUGAUUCUGGCCGUGCGCAGCGUGUCCAAAGGCGAAACGGCCAAAGAGGACAUUGUGCGCAGCGUCAAACAUCGCACCGACGCCGACGCCAUCCAAGUCUGGCCCUUGGACCUGUCCAGCACCGAAUCGACGCUGGCGUUCGCGGACCGCGUCAAGACCGAACUACCGCGCGUGGACGUUGUGGUCGAGAACGCCGGCAUCAACAACACCACAUGGGUCGCUGUCGAGAAUGGCUGGGAGCAGACCAUCCAGGUCAAUGUCAUCAACACCCUCCUGCUCGCCCUGGCACUGCUGCCUAAGCUGGCACAGACGAAGUCCGAGUUUCCUGAUUCAAUCCCGCAUCUGGCCAUCGUCAGUUCUGAGGUCCAUCACUUCACGAAGUUCGUCGAAGCCAAUGCUCCGGAUAUCUACGCCCGGUUAAACGACGAGAAGGCCUUCAACGGCGGCGAUAGAUACAACGUCAGCAAACUCCUCGAGGUCCUUUUUGUGCGAGAACUUGUCGCCCGCCUCAACACCGCUGCUACCAACCACUCAACCUCGACCUCUGCCCCGACCACUUCCACUUCCACUUCCCCCGUCGUCAUCACUCUAGUCAACCCAGGCCUAUGCGUCUCCCAGCUCGACCGCGACCUGCCUCGCCCGCUGCAGCUGGUGCUUGGUCUCUUGCGCCUUCUCGUCGGCCGGUCCACCGAAGUCGGCUCCCGCACGUUCGUCCACGCCGCCUCGGCCGGCCCGGCCAGCCACGGCCAGUUCAUGUCCGACGGCCAGAACCAGGACGUCGAGAGCUGGAUCUACUCGGACACAGGGCGCCAGGUGCAGAAGAAGGUGUUUGACCAGACCCUCAAAGUGCUGGAGACGAGGAGGCCGGGUUUGGCUGAGAGUGUUGGUUUGACUGUUCGGGUGUGA